AUGUCGUCAACGGACCAGGUUCCUCCCGAAGCUGCCCAGUCGCCGUCUUCGGACUAUGCUACAUCUUCCUACGGUUACGCAUCCUCCGACGCCUCAAUGUACUCCACGACGGUUACCCCAAUGCACCGAUGGGCACUCAACGCCUCCGACUCCCAGUUCAACGCUAUUGCUGGUGCAGUGGGUGGUUUCACCUCAGGUGUUGUGACAUGCCCACUCGACGUCAUUAAGACCAAACUUCAGGCGCAAGGUGGUUACGCUGCUCUCAACAAGGGACGACAUGUCGGCCAUCCACAGCUAUACAAUGGUCUUCUUGGCUCGGGGAAAGUCAUCUGGAGAGAGGAAGGAAUCCGAGGCCUUUAUCGUGGACUGGGGCCUAUCAUCAUGGGAUACUUGCCAACAUGGGCUGUGUGGUUUACGGUUUACAAUAAGAGCAAGGGGUAUUUAUCACAACAUUAUGACAACAGUCACAUAGUCAAUUUUUGGUCGUCAAUCAUAGCAGGCGCCAGCAGUACAAUAGUUACCAACCCAAUAUGGGUUAUCAAGACACGGCUCAUGUCACAGAGCAACAUUCGACACAACACCCAGGACCACCAUUCCGCAUACUAUCCGAAAGCGACUAGCACACCAACAACGCGACCAACACUACACGACUGGCACUACAAAUCCACACUAGAUGCAGCUCGCAAGAUGUACACCUCGGAAGGUCUCAUUUCUUUCUAUUCCGGACUAACGCCUGCUCUUCUCGGGUUGACGCACGUUGCUGUACAAUUUCCAACAUACGAGUACCUCAAAACCAGGUUCACUGGUCAAGGGAUGGGCGAAUCCAACGAGGGAGACAAUAAAUCCCAUGUUUUCGGGAUCCUGGGGGCCUCGAUUCUAUCCAAAAUCCUCGCCAGUACCGCGACGUACCCUCACGAAGUUAUUCGCACCCGUUUACAGACCCAACGGCGUCCGCUUGCUGGCGAGGAGUUCGCUCAGGGUAUGGGAGUGACGGGUUCAGGCCCCCGAGCCCCUGCUGCGAAGCCCAGGUACCAAGGUGUCGUCCAUACUUUCCGGGUCAUAUUGGCCGAAGAAGGGUGGAGAGCAUUUUAUGCUGGACUAGGCACCAACAUGAUGCGAGCUGUUCCAGCAGCGACAGUUACCAUGUUGACGUACGAAUAUGUUAUGAAGCAACUGUACCACACCAGGGUUGAAGCACGGCAUCUUUUGCUGGAUCCGCCAGCAGAAUCAUAA
This is a messenger RNA of Fusarium venenatum, 1233 nucleotides long. Its product is annotated as mitochondrial carrier domain-containing protein. Gene Ontology annotation, biological process: pyrimidine nucleotide import into mitochondrion. Gene Ontology annotation, cellular component: mitochondrion. Lineage: Eukaryota; Fungi; Ascomycota; Sordariomycetes; Hypocreales; Nectriaceae. Gene Ontology annotation, molecular function: pyrimidine nucleotide transmembrane transporter activity. The record is from RefSeq and is a predicted model, not a curated record.